Messenger RNA from Monascus purpureus, 2592 nucleotides. The record is from the annotation of a GenBank genome assembly. NCBI's taxonomy places the organism in Eukaryota, Fungi, Ascomycota, Eurotiomycetes, Eurotiales, Aspergillaceae.
GGGAAAUCGUUGAUCUACCAGAUUCCCGUACUCCAUGAACUCGAAAGAGACCCGGACAGCAGAGGAAUGUAUAUCUUCCCAACGAAGGCGUUGGCACAAGAUCAACGACGCAGUAUGAAAGAUCUUCUACGGUACAUGGAUGACAGACUUCAGAACAUCAUUGUCGAGACUUUUGACGGCGACACACCAAUGGCAGAUCGAAAUGUCAUUCGCGACGAGGCUAGGAUCAUAUUCACUAACCCCGACAUGCUACAUAUCAGCAUCCUGCCAAAUGAAAACUCCUGGCAUACUUUUCUGAAGAACCUAAAAUUCGUUGUUGUCGAUGAAUUACACGUUUAUAACGGCCUAUUUGGAUCGCAUGUCGCUCUUAUAAUGCGGCGACUUCGCCGAAUAUGUGCCGCCGUCGGGAACAGACACGUUAAGUUCAUCUCUUGUUCUGCUACUAUUGCCAAUCCGGAGGAACACAUGAAAACCAUUUUCGGUGUUGAUGAUGUUAAACUGGUGGAUUUUGACGGAUCGCCCUCUGGUCACAAGGAGUUCAUCUGUUGGAAUACUCCGUUCAAGGACCCUAACGACCCGUCCUCAGGCCGGGGAGACACCGUCGCGGAGACGGCGCGGAUAUUCUGUCAGUUGGUUCUACGAGGUGCCAGAGUCAUUGCAUUUGCCAGGAUCCGGAAACUAUGCGAGGCUCUUCUGCAAGCUGUGCGCAACGAGUUCCAAGUCCUGGAAAGACCGGGAACUGCCAAGCUGGUCAUGGGGUACCGUGGGGGGUAUAGUCCCCAGGACCGACGAAAGAUCGAGAAGGAGAUGUUCGAAGGGAAACUGUUGGGGAUCGUCGCAACUAAUGCCCUGGAGCUGGGUGUCGAUAUUGGCUCCCUUGAUGCUGUCGUCACGAUGGGCUUCCCGUAUUCCAUUUCUAAUCUGCGUCAACAGAGCGGUCGAGCCGGACGCAGAAACAAGGAUUCCCUCUCCGUCCUUGUCGGGAGUGGAUUUCCCACGGACCAAUAUUACAUGAAGAAUCCAGAUGAACUCUUUACUAGACCGAAUUGCGGGGUGCAGGUGGAUCUGUCGAACGAGCUUAUCCUCGAGGGCCAUAUACAAUGCGCUGCCUUUGAAAUGCCUAUCCGUCCAGAAGAAGACACUGUCUACUUUGGAGAGAAACUCUCCGAGAUCGCACCAAUGAGGCUUUUCAAAGAUGACCUUGGCUUUUACCACUGCCAUGAAAGAUUCCGACCGCAUCCCUCCCGCUGCGUUACCAUCCGAGACACGGAGGACCAACAUUUCGCUAUCAUCGACACUACGAACGACCGCAACCUGGUCCUGGAGGAAAUCGAGGCCUCGCGGGCUCUAUUCAGCGUCUACGAAGGCGGGAUCUACAUGCACCAAGGCCAACCGUAUCUGGUCACUGAAUUGAACCCAGACCGACGUCUCGCCCACAUUGUCCGAGUCAACGUCGACUGGAGUACAAUGCAGCGCGACUUCACGGACAUCGACCCAAUCGAAACAGAAUCCCAGCGCCUGAUCAACUCCACUUCUCUCUGCCGAGCCUUCUACGGCUCUAUCCAGAUCCACUCCGCCGUCUAUGGCUUCUUCAAAGUCGACAAACGCGGCCGCAUCCUCGACGCAGUCGCAGUCGAUAACCCACCAAUCGACAUCCUAACUAAGGGCAUGUGGCUGGACGUCCCUUCCAAGGCUCUAGAGAUUCUACGGUCCAGACACCUCAAUAUUGCCGCCGCCAUCCACGCCGCCGAACAUGCUGUUCUCUCACUACUCCCUUCUUUCGUCAUUUCCACGCCGGGGGACGUGCGAACAGAAUGCAAAGUGGCCAAAAAGGAACUAGGUCGCGAACUUAGACUUGCAAAUAGUCAUAACAAUAAUAAUGUCUACAUGCGUGGUCCCGAAAUUGACAAUAACUCUCUAAAGAAGAUACUCCAACCGCCCCAUCGGCGACGUCCGGCACGUUUGACUUUCUACGAUGCUAAGGGCGGUUCCUGCGGUUCUGGGAUAGCGGCGAAGGCGUUUGAAUUUGUCGAUAUGCUUCUCUGCCGUGCUGUCUCGAGAAUUGAAGGAUGCGAGUGUGUUGUCCCGCAGGGAUGCGUGGAGUGUGUCUGCGACGAGAGAUGCAAGGAGAUGAACAUCGUUAUGAGUAAAGCUGGAGCCGGAGUGGUGCUGAGAUGCCUACUUGGCUGGGAAGUGGAUGUGGAUUCUUUACCUUGGGGGCAGGAUUGUGAAGGCAAUGAGGGAGGAGGUGAGUUAGCUGGGGGUUUGGAGACUAUUGUUCCUGCUAGCGAGAUUCCAUCCAAGAAAGGCCGAGCAGCCCUCUUGUCAGCCCACUGUGAUUGACUCCCGGUUGCUUGGUAAUACAUUGGCCCUUUUGUGGAGUAUGAUAUUUGAAGGAUCUCACGAAAGGGAGGGGAAGAGUCGGAUCAUCCAUACACGACUGUAUUGAAUGCAUAGCUGGAUUCCUUGAAGCUCGAACACUUGCUUUAGAUGAUGUCCUACAGAACUCGGGUGUUUUUGAAAUAAUUACAAAAGUAGUUUAGCGUCUUGGCAUUUAGGGUUUGGAAGACAAUCAAAGACUGUCAAAGGGUG